AACACGAACGCAACACGUUUACGAGUCUUCCAACAAUCAAGCAUGAACUUGUGUAUGAUCAGUUUGUAAAAGUAUUCGACGCGGAUACCUCGUUUCCGCUUGUUAUUUUACCUUGAUCUCGUUGUGUUAUAUUGUUAUCGAAAACAAACUAGGUAACACAAAGGACGAUUGUUGCAAGAGUGUCUCAUAAAAGUGUUUGAAAAACUUGUAAACCCAAGAAAGAUGGAUUUCAACAUGAUUUUUUAAGAAAUCAAUAUGGGCUAAGCUGUAAAAGUAAAGUGCAUGAGAAUUAGCGAAAAGGAAGCAACAAAGCAAGCAUCAUGUAUUCUAUGAAUUACAUCGGGACAUUUUUCAAGAAAUUCUAUAAUGAGAUAAACAGCGCUACGUUGACGGGAGCGAUAGAUGUGAUCGUGGUGGAGCAGCCUGAUGGGAGUUUUACUUGUUCACCGUUUCACGUUCGAUUUGGAAAACUUGGUGUUCUACGCUCCAGAUUCAAAGUGGUGGAUCUUGAACUCAAUGGAGAGCCUCUGCCAAUUCACAUGAAGCUUGGUGAAUCAGGCGAGGCGUUUUUCGUAGUGGAGGUCGGAGAAGAUGAAGCUGAAUGUUCAGCUCACUUGGCCACUUCGCCAAUACCGGCAAAUCGAUUUGAAGACCUUUACGAGCCUAGAAGAAGAAACUCCCUCUCUGCAGUGGAACCAGAUCAUGGCCAAGCAUCAGACUACACAAAGCGGAGGUACACCGCCGAUGGAAAGACAAUGCAGAAACCUGACCUAAGUAAAUAUUCAAAGAAAAAUACCAAAGAAGACAAAAAUGAUGAGAAUGAAGCUUUGUUUGAGAUGGAUGGACUCAACGAAGGUACAGACUGGCCGGAUCUAGUUGCGAAAACGUUCUCGGCGACGAAACUCAGCCCCGACACUGAAGCAUGCCAAACAGUACAAAAAAUAAGUGAGCACAAUGACUUUAGGCCCAUAGAGGCAGUUGAAGACCCAAAGCAGAAUGGCAAUGGAAAGAAGAAGAAGAAAACAAGAAAAGUCAGCUCCAAGAAGAAGCACCAUCGAAAGUCCUCAACUAGUUCUAUUUCCAGUCAAUCUGAUUUCACGAUUGAAACUCGUGCGACCACCAUUCCUAAUACCACAGACAUUCACUUCUUUAGUGACACCGAGGCAGCUGCCCUCGAUGAAGAAAUGUCAAACUUGAAGCUGAAUGGUGAUAACCGCAUACCAUUGGCCUUGUCUGAUACAGCGUUCGAGGUGCACGCUGCCUCCAGACAUACGAAAGGUUCUCGCCACGGUACACCGGUACAGUCUGAUACGGAAGUUGAAUUAGCGCGAACCACUUCUGGGAAUAAAUCAUCCCAGUCCUGGCGCUGGGGGGAGUUACCUGAGCCCCCGAUUCGUACGACAAUGACGGAAUCCACUGACACCGCUUCACCAGCAUCCCCUGCUGAGCCAGCUUCCCCCACGGAGCCCUUAAGUUCGGACGAGGAAAGGCACGAGCGACGUGGGGUCUUAAGUGGGAUGUUCAGGUUCAUCUCCUCUCGGGAAGCGGAGCCGGGUGUUGAAGGUGUAUACUUAGAUGAUAUAGAUAAGGGUCAAGUGGAUCCGAACAUGUACUUUCCCAAACACCACACAGAGCGUUAUCGGUCAGGAACUAGCGGUUCCGUUCAACAAGGCCCUACUGAGGAAGAAUACGAGUCGGGCAAUGGUCCGUCCCUACCACAGUCACCUGUUUCUCCGGCUUCGCCCGCUUCGCUUGAACCACCGGGAUUGGACUCUGAUGACGACGAUAAGAUUCUUGCCAAAGGUGAAGUCCAACUAUACGCAAGAGAAGGUGCCGUCUCACACGUGCUUCCGUAUGAAGAGUUCUGUACGAUGGGCGGCCGACUCGCGGCCGAAGGAAGGUUGGAAGUACGUAUUGGGACGCGCACACUCCCAUGGCGUACUGCUGGACCGCUAAUACUAUCGCUGUUGGCGUACAGACGGCCUCUGCCUACUCGCGUGCUAGAAGAAUUAGACAAAGGGGACAAGGAGCCAUCUGAGUCUCAACCGACAGACGCAGCGAAGCCUCGCACAUAUUCGUGGUGGUAUUGGAGAAGAUCUAACACGGAUUCUAAGAGGCCAGACGUUCCGCCUAAACAAGGAGAGCUAAAGGAACCAGUACCUCAGUCAGAAGUGAAGGAUCUAGCGGAACUGGAUCAAGUAGACAGUAACACACCAAAUGUAGAAAAUAAAGAAGACACUGUUAUCAUCCAAGAUCUGCAGCCUGAAGACUUUGAAGAGAGAAUACCGGAGUUUGAUGAUAAACAGAUUUUCAAUCAAAGUGAUCGCCACGAGCAAAGCUCUUCAGAUUCAGAUCAAGACACGCAGCAGGGCUCUCGAAGACAUUCCACCUUCCGUAAGACGUUGCGACUCUCCUCUGAUCAAAUCAAAAAAUUGAACCUGCGCGAGGGCAUCAAUGAGAUGGUGUUCAGUGUGACGACGGCAAUUCAAGGCACCUCGCGCUGCAAGUGCAAUGUGUUCCGAUGGCGGUACGACCACAAAAUCGUUAUAUCUGACAUCGACGGAACCAUAACCAAGUCGGACGUGCUAGGUCACAUUUUCCCUCUUGUAGGAAAAGAUUGGGCGCAGUCGGGAGUCGCGCAACUAUUCACCAAGAUAAAAAAUAAUGGAUACCAGCUACUUUACCUCUCUGCGAGGGCUAUUGGACAGGCCGGUGUGACCCGCGAAUACCUUCGCUCAAUUAAGCAAGGUGAAACAUGUUUACCCGAUGGACCACUGUUAUUGAACCCCACUUCGUUACUACGGGCCUUCCAUCGCGAGGUCAUUGAGAAAAAACCAGAGGAGUUCAAAAUUCAAUGCCUGGCUGACAUCAAAGCUCUCUUCCCGACUGGGUCUACCCCGUUCUAUGCGGGAUAUGGAAAUCGGGUUAACGAUGUAUGGGCAUACCAAGCAGUGGGAAUUCCUAUAGUUCGGAUUUUCACCAUCAACUAUAAGGGGGAGCUGAAACAUGAACUCACUCAAACAUUCCAAUCCACGUAUUCCCAUAUGACCGUGCUAGUGGAUCAAGUGUUCCCUCCGGUACUGUGCGAGCCUAGUGACGAGUUCUCUCAAGCUGUGUACUGGCGUGAACCGCUUCCUGAAGUAGAGGUCAUUGAACUCCCUGUUCCAACCGUCACUAUACCCGCAAAACAAUCUAAAUAAAGCGAUAAUACUAUUACUAGAUAAUCUGCUUACCAACAUUGAGGUAUAGCACUUCAGAGUAGUUUUUGAAACAAAUAUGUUAAGCUCUAAAAGGAAUUCGGGCUAUUUGUUACACGAGAGCUAGCAGUUUCAAGUAUAAGCGUAGAUCGGUUUAUAAUCUUUCAAGAUGUAUAAUGUGGCAUGGAGCAGCUUUCGCUUUGAUAAACAAUUGCGAGGAUUUGGUUCUGGCAAAGAGAGUUCUACUUAUGAUAUUGGCUCAAAUUUUGCUACGAUUUUUCUAAUAGAUCGUUUUUCUAGGUGGUUGAUGUUGUAAUAUGCAUGUAUUAGCAUGCAUUAGCGUAUCCAUAGUAGGUGACUUUUAAUCAUACAAUUGAGCAAUAACUAAAUUAUUCAGGAAAUAAUGUUACGUAAUCUGGACUUGUAGACUUGAAAACCCUAGGUAUAUAUUGUGUGUAGAUUUUGGAAGAAAUUAUUCUGGAAAAAAAUCUCUUUUUUUCUAUUUAAAAACAGGAGACAAACGAGCUGGAGGCACACCUGAUGUUAAUGAACACUGUCACCCAUGGACACUCACAUUGCCAGAAGGCUCGCGAUACUUUUCGGUUUAGAUAUUCUACUUCAGCUUGAUGUAAUAUUUUGUCUCGGAAUAUGUUAAUAACUGAAAUGUUGCUUCGUCUUUAAUAGGUUUUGUAAAACUCUUCAAAUCAGUAAAAUUAAAGAUGUUUUUUUUAAGAAUUCACAAUUAAUAUUAAUUCGAUUUUUAUUUCUUUUAUACACACUCAAUCAAGCAUAGAGAACAUUAGAGUCUUAUAUCAUUCUAUACCAAUUAUUCUCUGUAGGAUUAAGAUUACAAAAUUUAGCAGAAUGCUUACUUUUUUAAAUGUUUGUAUAAGACAUGCAACUGAUCUCAACUAAUAUAUAAUAUGUAAUUACAAUAGGACUAUGCAAAAAUAGAAUAUCUUGCACCUUUGCUGUUACUUGUCUACAAAAUGGAAUCAUGCAUGGAAAUUAUAUUUUAAAUUUCUAUUAUACUUGCUGGAAUUGUGUUAUGUUGUGCCGAUUUUGAUAGAGUUUUGUUAAUAUGAAUAUUCAAAAUAAAUUGUUUUUACAAUUUCUUUGUUUUGCGUUUUAAGUCAAUAGAAAGGUCAGAAUGACCUGAAAUAAUAUGUUUUGCAUUGUGUAUCAAAGACUGUUAUGUAAUAGUCUAUUUUAUUUGCUGAGUGCAUAAACUGUGAUGCGUCGGGUGAUGAAGAUGCUUUACUUUGUACUGUGAUUACCUAUUAAUGUAUAAGUUAUGUUUAAUGUGAAAUAAAGCACUCCUGUUUUUGUCCUCACCUUAAGCUAUGAUAAUAUUCUUUAUUUUUAGUUUAAUUAUAAAGCAAAGAUUUUUCCAAUUUUAGACAUCUUCAUAAGAAUUUUUGACAUUUUAUCAAAAAAUAGCUAUGAUUUCAUAUAAUAGAAUAUUGAAACUUAUUAUUUUUGUAUAGAUUUAUGAAAAACCAAUUUUUUAUUAUGUUUCUGUGAUUAAAUUGAAUAGUGCAAUGAUUUCAACAAUUUAAAUCAUUUUGCUUUGUAUGAAAUACAUUUUGUUAAGCUGAGAA
Molecule: messenger RNA, 4798 nt
Organism: Pieris napi
Lineage: Eukaryota; Metazoa; Arthropoda; Insecta; Lepidoptera; Pieridae
Gene: Lpin
Product: phosphatidate phosphatase LPIN3
Exons: 16
Coding region: 321-3200 (959 amino acids)
Biological process (GO): cellular response to insulin stimulus; triglyceride biosynthetic process; fatty acid catabolic process
Cellular component (GO): nucleus
Molecular function (GO): phosphatidate phosphatase activity; transcription coactivator activity
Source: RefSeq, a predicted model, not a curated record